CAAGGGUCUCCUGAGACCUCCCAUUCCACCACCUGCCCAUGAAGACCUGGCCAUCAUUGUCCGCUGUCCACACUCCCAGUAUGUUCAGCCUUCUGCUCCUGGCUGCCUCACUGAACGCUCAGAAUCAAAGCUGGGACCUUGCUAACUGCACCCAGGGCGUACUGUCUGUGCCUAGAGGCAGCCGCGCAGAGAUGAGCUGUAACAUCUCCAAUAACUUCACUUACGUCACCAUCUGGCUAGAAAACAACAUCAUCUUCAAUAAGACGCCCCAAGGAUACUUCCGCUGGAAAGAGUGGGAGCUCCACGUUCAAGGGGGCCAGGCACAGCUCGUGAUCAGCCGCACCCAGGAUGUCCACACAGGGGUAUACUUGUGGUACCUGCGCGGAUGCCAGGGAGAUUUCAAAAACAUCACCCUGAAUGUUUCAGAGCCUUCAAACAAGGAUGAGCCCACAGACAAGAGGCUAUCCACACCCCCCUCAGACGCACUGAUCCAGCCCAAGAGAGCUCCACUAGAGGACGGGCCUGAGACCCUCGCGGGAGUCCUGGUCGCUGUCAUCCUGAUCUUGGGACUCACAGGAAUCGGCGCACUAAUCUGCUACAGGCGCUACCAUUCAAGAAGUCCCCAUGGAUAUGUACUUCAGUGA
Microtus oregoni (creeping vole) is the source of this 644-nucleotide messenger RNA. Its product is annotated as secreted and transmembrane protein 1A-like. Gene Ontology annotation, biological process: immune response. The coding region runs from base 39 to 644 and encodes 201 amino acids. The record is from RefSeq and is a predicted model, not a curated record. Gene Ontology annotation, molecular function: cytokine activity. Lineage: Eukaryota; Metazoa; Chordata; Mammalia; Rodentia; Cricetidae. The transcript is spliced from 4 exons.